Molecule: messenger RNA, 1607 nt
Organism: Melitaea cinxia (Glanville fritillary)
Lineage: Eukaryota; Metazoa; Arthropoda; Insecta; Lepidoptera; Nymphalidae
Gene: MFS3
Product: sialin
Exons: 11
Coding region: 110-1606 (498 amino acids)
Biological process (GO): transmembrane transport; monoatomic anion transport
Molecular function (GO): transmembrane transporter activity
Source: RefSeq, a predicted model, not a curated record
GUAUGGAACAAUUCUUGAAGUUCGUACGUGUCGCUUGUCUCACUUUACGUGUUUAUUAUUUUUUGUUAUUUCUUAAUGAAAUAAGUUUAAUAACUAGUUGAUAGCCAAAAUGGAUGUGCCAGCGAAAGGAAAUAUAUUGGGGCGGGUAGUACCAGCACGGUACAUACUCGCGAUCCUCGGUUCUAUAGGCAUGGCGAUAGUGUACGGGUUGAAGGUGAACUUGUCAGUCGCCAUGGUGGGCAUGCUGAACCACACCGCUAUACACCAUGCUGUACAUAAUGUGAAGGACGAAGAUAACCUGACAGUCUCGACUGGAGAAAUAGAGUGCGCACCAACGGGAAAUAUGACUAAUGCUAAGGAGGCAGAUGGACCUUUUCUUUGGUCUUCUGAAGUGCAGGGCAUCAUUCUCAGCUGCUAUUUCUGGGGCUACUUUGUCUCGCAAAUUCCUGGUGGCCGUAUAGCGGAGUUGUUCUCAGCGAAAUGGGUAAUGUUCUUCAGCGUGACGAUCAACGUGGUGUGCACAUUGCUCACUCCCGUCAUGGCGGAGGCGCACUAUGUAGCUGUGGUCUUUAUGAGGGUGGGGGAAGGGAUUGGUGGGGGCGUGACAUUCCCCGCCAUGCACGUACUUCUGUCGAAGUGGGCGCCGCCCAGCGAGCGCAGUGUACUCGCGGCUCUAGUAUACGCAGGCACAUCACUGGGCACUGUCAUAUCCAUGUUAAUGGCGGGUGUACUUACUGCUACACUUGGCUGGGAAAGCGUGUUCUACGUGAUGGGCGGGCUGUCGUGCGCGUGGUGCGCGCUGUGGGUGUGGCUGGUGCGGGACUCGCCGCAGACACAGCCGCUCAUCAGUGUCGAGGAACGGGAGAUGAUCGUCACCGCACUGGGCGGAAAAAAAAAGAUGGCUGUACCAUGGAAAGCCGUGUUCACGUCAGGGCCGUUUUUAGCUAUCUUAGUGGCGCAUGCCUGCUCCAACUGGGGCUGGUACAUGUUGCUCAUAGAACUGCCCUUCUAUAUGAAACAAGUGCUCAAGUUCAACAUGACUGAGAAUGCAGUAACGACCGCUCUGCCGUUCCUGUCGCUGUGGUUCUUCAGUAUAGGUCUGAGCCGAGGUCUAGAUUGGUUGCGUAAUAAAGGAAAGAUUACUACCACCACUGCCAGGAAGAUUGGCACUUUGUUCGCGUCGGCGGUGCCGGCGGCGUGCCUGCUGGCGCUGUGCUACGUGCGGUGCGCGCGCGGCGCGGCGGUGGCGCUCACGGCGCUCGCGGUCACCGCCAUCGGGGGCAUGUUCUGCGGGUUCCUCUCCAACCACAUCGACAUCGCGCCCAACUUCGCUGGAACGCUGAUGGCUUUAACGAAUACUGUCGCCACCAUUCCCGGAAUUGUCGUACCUAUCUUCGUCGGUGUCUUGACUAAUGGCAAUCAAACAAUAUCAGCUUGGCGCGUCAUCUUCUUUGUAACGAUAGGUUUGUAUAUUAUCGAGAUUAUCGUUUACACGUUAUUCGGUUCAGGCGAAGAACAGCCUUGGAAUAAAGUACCGGAAGCAAACGAAAAAUCUGAAGAGACGCCUUUGAAAACUAAAGAAGAAGCUUUAAAUAAAUCUUUAUAAA